AUGGGUGUGCUGUGUCAAAUAUUAAUCAAUAGAACAGAUGACGGCGUGUUCAGAUCUGGACAAACUGUAACAGGAACACUGAAGUAUUCUAUAGAAAAACCAACGAGAUACAAUAGUAUCGAUAUUUCGUUUGUAGGCAAAGGCCGUUGCGAAUGGAGCGAAGGGAGUGGAAAAAGCAGAACAUCCUAUAGCAACAAAGAAAAAUAUUUUACUGCACAACAGAAUUUAUACACUCCCAAAGGUGACGAAAUGCUGAAACCUGGAACAUUUGAAUAUCCGUUUGAGUUCAUAGUGCCAUACAAUAUACCAUCGUCCUUUAAGAAUUCCACAUGUACAAUAGAAUAUAAAGUGAUCGUGAAAUUUGCUAAAAGAAAACUAUUUAGUUCUGGUGAUAGCUUUGAAACUGUGAUUCCUAUUCGUGGUUGUGUUAGCUCAUCACUCCAAGAGCCUUUAUUAUUUGGGUUAAGAAAAACCCUCACGUCUUUUAAAUCAAAGAGUAAAGUAAGAGUGAACGCAGAAAUAGACAAAGUUCUAGUUGCCCCGGGAGAGAACUUUAAUCUGAGGCUCACGAUAUUCAACGACUCAAAUGUCUCUCUAAUCGUCAUAACAGAACUCUUGACAUUCUUCACCUAUGUAUCUGAUUGUGGACAUAAAAUGGUUGAGUCGGUGCCUAUAGAAGCGACAAAAUCAAAUUCAACAAAAAUAAAGGCAGGAAGUAAGACAGAACUAGUGUGUAAUGUACCAACAUUAACGAGUAUGUACUCGAUACAGCAUACAAAGAUACUGAUAGGACAAUAUAAGGUGAGAGUUAUGGUGAAAUUACCAUUUCCUCAUGUUAAUGCUGCAGUAGCGAUACCGGUGGAAAUUGGAGAGAUUGGAAAUCCUCCCCAGAUUGUUGUUCCUCCAGAUCUUCAGAACCCCUCUACUUCCUACAGUCUAACAGAAGAGAAUUACAGAUUCAAACAUGAAAAGAUUGGUAACGAUUUUAAAAAUUACAAUGAAAAAAUAAAAUCAGAAUAUGAAAGUGAAAAAGCUGACGAAAAUGAAGACAGUGAUGAAGACGGUAAAACUUAUUAUGAGCAAUUUGAUUUAGAAUAUACAAAUGACGAAGAGUUGAUAAAAUAUGUUGAAAAAUUGAAAUUAGAAUAUACAAGUGAGGAGAACAAUAAUGAGUUUGAAGAAGAUGACAGCGAAAUUGAAUUGAAAGACGAUAGGGAAAAAAAUUGUGACGCAUCACUGAAAUGA
Molecule: messenger RNA, 1245 nt
Organism: Helicoverpa armigera (cotton bollworm)
Lineage: Eukaryota; Metazoa; Arthropoda; Insecta; Lepidoptera; Noctuidae
Product: arrestin domain-containing protein 17
Exons: 1
Coding region: 1-1245 (414 amino acids)
Biological process (GO): protein transport
Cellular component (GO): cytoplasm
Source: RefSeq, a predicted model, not a curated record